Brachypodium distachyon (stiff brome) is the source of this 1448-nucleotide messenger RNA. RefSeq names its product homeobox-leucine zipper protein HOX20. The record is from RefSeq and is a predicted model, not a curated record. Gene Ontology annotation, biological process: positive regulation of DNA-templated transcription. Gene Ontology annotation, cellular component: nucleus. Bases 451 to 1251 code for a protein of 266 amino acids. NCBI's taxonomy places the organism in Eukaryota, Viridiplantae, Streptophyta, Magnoliopsida, Poales, Poaceae. Gene Ontology annotation, molecular function: sequence-specific DNA binding; DNA-binding transcription factor activity, RNA polymerase II-specific. The transcript has 2 exons.
CCAUGGUCGCAUAGUAACCCCACACCCACCCCAAUGUAACCCACCCCCAAAACCCAAAGUUUCGAAGAGCAGACCGGAAAUAGAAAGGGGAAGAACCAACGGAGAAGCCCCCCUCUCGUCCACUCUCCCCCACGGCCGCCAUGGAGAAUCUCUCGAGCACGAGCACGAGCAGCUCCCCACUGAGCUACUAGGAGAAGUUGUUCGGGGUCGGAGCCAAGGAAGAAAACAAACCCAACCAUGGUGGUAGCCCCGGAUCAGCAGAGAGACGCCAAGAGCCAUCACCGGAGGCACACCCAGCUCUCCCCAUUCCCCUUCCCCCGGCCACCUCUCCCCUGAUCAAUCAAACCCCUUGCCUCUUCUUCCCCAAAUUAGCUUGGCUCGCCAUCGGAUUCAGACGUCACUUCUCUUUCCUUGGACGACGAAUUUCGCGGAAAAUCCCAUCGGUUCGGCAUGAGGCGACGGGUCGCGAACGGCGCCGGCGGCGGGCCCCCUGUUUUCCCGAUGGUUCCCUCUGAUGAUGGAUUUGGCGUGGGGAUGGAGGAUGAUGAUGCGGACGAGGACAUGGCGAUGUGCGGCGGCGGCGGCGGCGGCGCAGGGGAGAAGAAGCGGCGGCUGAGCGUGGAGCAGGUGCGCGCGCUGGAGGUGAGCUUCGAGAAGGAGAACAAGCUGGAGCCGGAGCGGAAGGCGCGGCUGGCGCGCGACCUCGGCCUGCAGCCGCGCCAGGUCGCCAUCUGGUUCCAGAACCGCCGCGCCCGCUGGAAGACCAAGCAGCUGGAGCGCGACUACGCCGCGCUCCGCCAGUCCUUCGACGCCCUGCGCGCCGACCACGACGCGCUCCGCCGCGACAAGGACGCCCUCCUCGCCGAGGUCAAGGCGCUCAAGGCCAAGCUCGAGGACGGGCCGGCGGCGGCGGCCGCGAGCUUCUCGUCGGUCAAGGAGGAGCCCACGGCGGCCGCGGCGGCGCAGGGGUCGUCCGAGAGCGACUCCAGCGAGGUGCUGAACAACGCGGCGGUGCUGGCGCCCGAAGACAAGACCACGCCGACGCCGAUGCACACGGCGGCGAAGGCGAAGGCGGUGGUGCCGCUGGAGAUGGGGCUCUACGCCGUCCACGGGCAGCAGCUGUUGCUGAAGGUGGAGGACGACGAGGCCGCAUUCCUCGGAGACGACGACGCGGCGUGCGGGGGAUUCUUCGCCGACGAGCAGUUGCCGUCGCUGCCGUGGUGGACCGAGCCCACGGACCCAUGGGCCUAGCUUAGCUAUCAGCCGCACAUCGUGACAUGGAAGAACUGGUGGUGGAGGAUGUCGAAUAAAUAAUUCCUAGGGGGUUUUGUGGCAAUGUACCUAGUCUUUCUUUGCUAGUAUAUAUUCCACCGUACCCAUAAAAAAACUGUACUACUAGCAGAAGACUAUGCAAAAGCUAGAAAUCUUAUUUUGGCUUUUCCUCUGAA